AGAUUCUUUGCAUGAUGCGAAGCUGCGGCUUCGAUUCUCAGCUCAACUUUCUGAAGUCUGGAUAGGACCAUCAAUUGUAGGCUAGAAAUGCAGAGUCCAACACAAAAUCCACCAUUUUCUGUCACAUGGCAACAAUCAACGGCUUCAAAAUCCUUAUUUGACAAGCCUGGUUUGGCAAAAAAUCCAAACGGGUAUCACAUCAAUAUGUCCGUGCCGCCUGCUACCAUCUUGACGAAAAUAUCUCACUUGAACGAACGUAAUGGAAAGAUUAUUUGCUGCCUUCCUGAUUGAAUAGAAAAGAAGAAUGGCCACCAUAAAAU
Messenger RNA from Plasmopara halstedii, 320 nucleotides. RefSeq lists its product as uncharacterized. Lineage: Eukaryota; Oomycota; Peronosporomycetes; Peronosporales; Peronosporaceae. The record is from RefSeq and is a predicted model, not a curated record. The coding region runs from base 88 to 291 and encodes 67 amino acids. The transcript has a single exon.